Bursaphelenchus xylophilus (pine wood nematode) is the source of this 3876-nucleotide messenger RNA. Lineage: Eukaryota; Metazoa; Nematoda; Chromadorea; Rhabditida; Aphelenchoididae. The record is from the annotation of a GenBank genome assembly.
AUGGAUUCGAUUCGGUGCGCGACUGGAGAGCCAGUGGAAGAUGCAGAUCUCGAGAAGUGUCGUCAGAUAAUUGAACUCUUGAUAAAAACUCUGCAUUUGGGCACUGGCAACAGAAGACAGAUGAUUCUCCGACUUGAUAUCGAGGAAAAACUCAAUCAGGAAGACUUCAAGAUCCAAAGGGUAACUAUUCACCUUUCUGUUUUUACUCUGAAUCAUCUAAUAAAUAUUAAGAUCGAGAAUAUGAUGGACUCCUUGGAAGUAAAAGCAUUCAGCAAUAUUCCCAGAAAAAAGGUAGAAUAUUCUUCAAUCGUAAGUCAAAUGUUGCUUUAAGGAGUCUACAGAAGCUUCAAACGCAAAGCGAAUUCAAGACGUCAGAUUCAAGGUGAGCAGACGCAUCACUUAUUAACUACCCAUAAUUCGGGGCAGAUCGGGUAUUGGCCCAAUAUGUAUAGCCAAUGUUAGUAUUUGAAAAAUUAAUUAUUAAUAAUUAUUGAACAGCGAAUUACAAAAGAAACCCCAAAAAAUAGCAGCAACCGAUAAGAUUACUAGCGAAUGUUCUGAACGAUUCCACCAAGGAAACGGCUUGGUGGAAUCUUCAACUUUUUUAGUGAAAAAAUUUUUGAAAAUUCUUUGUCAUUAGUGUUAAUUCUCCAUUGUCAAAACCCCCAAAAACGGAUGUAAAAGUUUUUUUAAAUUAUUUACUAUGUUGAGUCAUCAGUAGUAUCUGAUUUUACAAUUUUUUACUCAUCACCCGAAAAGUCCCCACCCGAAAAACACAAUGACCGAAAAGUCAAUCUCCUAUUUUUUACAUACAGUGGCGGUCAAAAAAAACGGCCACCCCAAGAUGAUGCGCUCUAACGCAGAAGAGAGUGGUCGUACGAAGAUAAAUAUGGUAUCAUUGUAAAGCUUAUGGAAUACUAAGACGUGUGACUAUACGCUUGUGGCACUGUAGUGCUGGCCUAGCACGUACUGGGGCAAGAUAUUCUUUUGGCCUGGUCAAAAAAAAUGGCCACCCAUAAUUAUUGUGCUUUAAAUGCGGUUUAUGUUAGAAAUUGCCGCCAUAUGCGACUGGACUAGGAUAGCUAUAUCAAUACACACCAAUCCCAGUAUUUCUUAUUUUGUACAUAUGCCCCCAGGCAUCAAUCAAGGUUGAUGACCUUGUUCAUGGUUAAGGCCCGGCCAAAUUUUUUUUUGGGUUUGUGCCGUUGUUUUGAUAAUCCGAAGCAAUACUGUAGACGGUAAUGAUCGUAUUCGUGUGUAAGACUGCCCACAUUUGUUAAAAUUGUGCCCCUUCUGAUAAGAAAACUCAAAAAAUGGAAUUUUUUGACCUAAUUUUCUCCAAAAAUCCGUUUUGGAGGCCGCUAAACAAUGAAUGUAGAACCUUAAACAGGUUUUAUUUGUACAAGAACAUCAUGGACAUUUGUUUUAACACGGCACCGAUUAAAGGAAACGACCGCCCGAAACGACAGAUACCGUUUUGUUACAGUUUUGGACUUCAGAAAUUAUUCAUAAACUUUCUCAAGGUCUGCAACCCGAAUUUUCACUUUAGGGGCCCAUAUUUAUCUUUAAAUGAUUAAGUGGUAUCUCAAUACGCCACAAAUGCGAUACUAUAUUAUAAUUUCUAUUCAAAGAGGUUUCGGAACAGGACAAAAUUCAUGAUUACUUCAUGAAGUCGAAAACUGUAACAAAACGGUAUCUGUCGUUUCGGGCGGUCGUUUCCUUUAAUCGGUGCCGUGUUAAAACAAAUGUCCAUGAUGUUCUUGUACAAAUAAAACCUGUUUAAGGUUCUACAUUCAUUGUUUAGCGGCCUCCAAAACGGAUUUUUGGAGAAAAUUAGGUCAAAAAAUUCCAUUUUUUGAGUUUUCUUAUCAGAAGGGGCACAAUUUUAACAAAUGUGGGCAGUCUUACACACGAAUACGAUCAUUACCGUCUACAGUAUUGCUUCGGAUUAUCAAAACAACGGCACAAACCCAAAAAAAUUUUUGGCCGGGCCUUAACCAUAAACAAGGUCAUCAACCUUGAUUGAUGCCUGAGGGCAUAUGUACAAAAUAAGAAAUACUGGGAUUGGUGUGUAUUGAUAUAGCUAUCCUAGUCCAGUCGCAUAUGGCGGCAAUUUCUAACAUAAACCGCAUUUAAAGCACAAUAAUUAUGGGUGGCCAUUUUUUUUGACCAGGCCAAAAGAACAUCUUGCCCCAGUACGUGCUAGGCCAGCACUACAGUGCCACAAGCGUAUAGUCACACGUCUUAGUAUUCCAUAAGCUUUACAAUGAUACCAUAUUUAUCUUCGUACGACCACUCUCUUCUGCGUUAGAGCGCAUCAUCUUGGGGUGGCCGUUUUUUUUUGACCGCCACUGUAAGCAAAAAAGUAAAAAUCAGAAAAAUUAACACAAUUUUUUCUAUACAGGGUGUUUCAAGAAUGAUGGAAAAAAACUAUUAUACCCAUUAACAACUUUGUGCUCGGUGGUCCAAUCCAAAUUUUUUUUUUGCGUUUUAUAGAAAAAACCUUUGAAUUUUUAGCAUCAAAAAAAAUUUUCCUUUUAUCGACGGAGACUUCGGUAAUCCGCCUUGAAUUCGGCGGAGUGUUUUUUUCACAAAUGAGGCUGUAAGUCGUUGUAUGUGUAAAGAAAAUGGGCGGGAAAGGAUUCAGAGAGUACAAAAGACAUUUAUUUCACAAGGAAAGUACUUUUAUGGGGGCUCCUACUUUUUGACGGGACAUAUCUCAAAAAAUUAGAAAAAAUGUGCUGAUCAAGGAUAUAUAAAUCUUAGCUGCCCAUUUUAGGUUUUUAGGGGCGAAAAUGCCCAAAAACUGGCUUAAUUUCCCUACAAAAGGCGCAGGCAUUCAAAACGAUGAAAAGCGCAGUCCGUCUCUUCCUUCGGAAGAGAGCGAUGUGGCCGAGUGGCUAGUGCCGUAGUUUGGGAAUCAAGAGGGGAACGCCGCAUGGGUUCGAUUUCCCUUUUGGGCUGAAUCAACUUUUUUUGAAGAUGAAGGUUGGAAAAAUAAAUUUUUGUGCCAAGACUGAUUUAUUAUGCCUUAGAAACUCAAUAAACAUCAUUUUAAGCCAAAAUAAAAAUUGUAAACCUGUGAAACAUUAAGCGAAAAGGGGUUCAUAUAGGACUUUAAGUCAACUUCCGAUCGAGUUUUCACCCCUAAAAACCUAAAAUGGGCAGCUAGGAUUUAUACAUCCUUGAUCAGCACAUUUUUUCUGAUUUUUUGAGAUAUGUCCCGUCAAAAAGUAGGAGCCCCCAUAAAAGUACUUUCCUUGUCAAAUUUUUGUGAUUCGGCGCAAUUCGGCGGAGAAAUCGGCGGAAAAAAUUCAUUACUUAAAGACAAAAGUAAAAGCCAGAAAAAUGAACACGAAAACACCCAAAUCGAGUAUUUUCAGAAAAUUUUUUUAAAGUUUUGUUAACAUUAAAAAAAGAAAGGAAUACGUAAAUACAGAAUUUUUACAAAGGCACAGGGGUGCUGAGGAUAUUUGCAAGGGUUUCAGAAAUCGUCCCUAAUGGCAUCUGCGUAUAAUGCCAAAAACAUAAUACAUAUUUCGAAGUAACGUUGCUGUCUUUCAGAUAUACGAUCUGCGAUCUCAGUUUCUGGAGAUCAGUUUACAAUUGGACAAGAAUCAAGGAAAAGAUGAAGUGAAUGAAGAAGAGAAUCGUAUGCUUUAUGGAGUUAGCGAGAUCACCUCAGGCUACACUCGACUUCUUGAUUCCUUGCAGAAGUCUGUCGAUAUUCUGGAGAGGUUUGGAAUACGCUCAAUCCAAUCCAAGACCGAGUUAUUUCCUUACGAAAAUCUGAUGGAAUUUGUCUUGAAGUUGAAGAAGAUCCUGAUAAAACUUCACUUUUAUGUUGACACUCUGGUUGACAUUACCCCGGAUUAA